Bombus impatiens (common eastern bumble bee) is the source of this 11982-nucleotide messenger RNA. RefSeq names its product cytochrome P450 18a1 (gene Cyp18a1). Gene Ontology annotation, cellular component: cytoplasm; intracellular membrane-bounded organelle. Gene Ontology annotation, molecular function: oxidoreductase activity, acting on paired donors, with incorporation or reduction of molecular oxygen, reduced flavin or flavoprotein as one donor, and incorporation of one atom of oxygen; iron ion binding; heme binding. The transcript has 6 exons. Gene Ontology annotation, biological process: xenobiotic metabolic process. Lineage: Eukaryota; Metazoa; Arthropoda; Insecta; Hymenoptera; Apidae. The coding region runs from base 9576 to 11195 and encodes 539 amino acids. The record is from RefSeq and is a predicted model, not a curated record.
AACGUUCGCAGGACAGCUAAGAAUACGUACUUUUUUCUAAAUAUAUCAUAAGGGAAGAAACAAUUUUUCAUACGGACGGUACGAUCUUGAACAAAGUUUCCAUCCCUUUAUCCAUCUCUCCCUAUCAGCCUUAAAUCAUUUUUUUAACUUUUUGAAAAGUAAAUGGCCGAUUUUGUAAUCUCACGAUACCUCUUCGAUUAACAAUACUCAAUAAAUCAUUCGUACAGAAUUUCGCAGGUACGGCGAAUUUCCUAACGAAUUUAUUUCGCCUUUACCGGUUACCGGUCGAAAAAAACGUUCUUUUACGCAAGACACGCAGGAUACCCACGCAGCGUUGGUUUUCAGCUUGUUAAUUCGAAACGUUUAAGGAUCUAACUAAACGACAUGACCGGGACUCUCGUAUUUAGCUGACGAGGAGCGCAGUGAGACGGCGACGACGCAUCGAUUGCGUCUUUUGGUGCGGGUGUUGGACAGCGCAGGCAGACACCAUAUUUCUUCGUUUCCUAUCUGUUUCGGAUUUCGGUUCGCUUGCACUUUUCUAUUCCCUAUUUCGUUUCGGUCUUUGUCACAACCUAUAAAAAGAUAUACGCGUGCCCGUUGCAAAUAUGUACAAGAGGAAACUCUACUUUCUCUCUCUUUGUCUCUUUCUCUUUUGUUAGAGAGUUUCUUUCCCCCUGCGAGUCGUAACUCGGCUCGCUGGUGUACACACGAUGCACGCGACAUACUCUUAUGCCCAGCUGCAUAAGCAUUUGAUACACUUGCUACACUCUUGGUACAACACCGGUCAACGUCCUUUCGAAGGUUUGGAUCAUGCGAUCCGAAAGGUAAGAGCGAGUGUGCAGCACGUCGCAUACCGAUUGAUCGUAGUAAACGACUGGUCACAGGAACGGAUCGAUAGAACUUCGACAUCGAUUAACUAUAGCAUGUACUACCGUAUUUAGGAUGAAAGGAUUAUGUACGUAUACGUGCGCGGUCGUGUCUAUGUCCUGUGAAAAAAAAGAAAGGAAAAAAGAAAGAAAGAAAAAAAUCAUACAUCAUAGCCGGUAAUCGUAAUUGCACGUUCAUUGUAAAUACUCAUUGUGUAUAGAUUCAUCGCGUAAUUAGAGAGUCGUUGGUAAGUACGAUAGAAAGUACGAUCGUUCGUACGUGCGUGAAUAGAGGAUUCGUCUUUCGUCGUCUUUCGCUGCGACGUACACGCGGAUAAAUCGGAAUUCGCUUUAACGACCAUUCUAAUCAUUGGAAAAAUGAUCUUUUUGUAAUACCGACGCGUGAUACGCCCCUGACUCGGAGAACACGAACGUUUCCUCGAGAGAUACCAACCAGAGGUUUCCUGUUUAAAGCCCGCUCUACACGUUGAAACAUGUUGCGACGCAUGUAUCGACACUUAGGUUCCAUGAAAUUUGCAUCGGUUUCAGUUUAACUGCACAUUGCCGAUUCUACACGGUUUAUGGUGUGAUAACGAUGUUGAAACACGUGUUUCAAAAUGUCUGAUCUUCCAACUCCGGCAUUAUUAUCAUUAACAGGAGGUAUGUUGCUUAUAUAGAACGAAAGAUCAAAGAAUAGCAAAGAAACGAGCGAAAACACGGCUAAUCGAGAGGAACGGUUUUUCUAAUUUCGCGUUAUUAAAAGAACUAAGAACGAACGUACACCGUGAUUAUAGAAAAUAUUUGCGUAUGGCUUCGCUGGAAAUAAAUUAGGAACCCUGUCGAGAGAUUUCGUUUCGAAAGGAAAUUGAUUCCUACAAGAUUUAUAUUCGGUAUCCUUAUUACCGGAUCGAUACAAGUUGAUUUUGAUAGCGAUUCGCCGAUACAGAUGUACAUACAUUGUAACAUGUAUCAUGCAACCUAGGUGUCGAUGCAUGCAUCGCAACAUGUUUCAACGUGUAGAGGCCCCUUAAGAGGCAUGCGUUGAUAUUUCGAUCUCGUUUCGCGCCAAUCCCUACCAAUCAGCCUGCGAUCACAUUUACAAUUCUUCGUAGUCUUGCUGUGUAUCGAGCGUGUGUACAACGAGCUAAGACUUUUCACAGUUUCGUACACCGACUUCGAGCACCGGUUCCCGAAUCUACGGGAUUUUGGUCAGAGUUGAGAGAAGGAAGCGAUCGAAAUAGCUGAAUGAAUUCCCUUUACUUGAUAAAGGGAAAAAUGAAUAUCGAAUUAAGAAAUAUGCAGAUCGUUCGAAGGCUAAUUGAGCUUGGAGUAGAUCAUUUUGAUAGGCUGUGGGGCAAGAAUCGAGAAAUCAAGUUCCGCGGCCGACUUGGACGAGAAGUCGAGCCGUUUGUCACUUUUACUGUUGUUGAGGUCAGUCGAGCAUUGACCGCUUGUCGAUUUAAUUGCUGUGUACUUGUACAAGAUACCAACAAAACUAUUUCCUUUUUCUUUGCUUGUCCUCUUGUUUAUCUCGUUUACCUUACAUUUUCUUUUUUAUCCUUUCCGUUUUGUCACGCGACGAUGACCGACAAAAUUGUCAAAGCAAAGAAAAAACCUGACAGGUAGAAAAAUAAGCGCGAUUCGAUCGUUUAACGAAACUAUGAUUUUCGUUGAUUGUUUACUUCGAUGGUGGCAGGAUAAUCUUUGACCCAAAUCUUCUUUUCGUUCGUGUUUUUUCAACCCCGCAAUUUUUUAGCAAGUUUGUAGUGUUUAUUACGUUUUCCGUUUAUUUCCUAGUAUCAACGAAUCUCGGUACAAUAUUACACAAAGAAGUGUACGAAAAAUUUGUUAUUUUCACGGUGAGAGCAGAUUGCCCGCAAUCGUCGAUGGAGCCAGAGGACAAAGCUAGACGAUCUGGCAAUUCCGUUUGCAAAACCAUAUACACAUUCUGGUAAUAGAGUCAAAAAAUCUAAGAUCGCUCUUAGAAUGUCGACUAUGUCGACUAUGAGAAUGUGGACGUAGAAAACAGCUUCGUUGGAAUAUGAUGCAGUUGUCCUAAAUAUAGGUUAACGCGGUAUCAUAGAAUACGUCGAGUAUUCUUCGCUGUUGUUUGACGAUAUUCAUUGUUCGUCGUCGCCAUCCUGCUACCAUGGGACGUAAAAUUGUCGACCAGACGAUGAUUAUAAGUUGGAGUGACUCGAGAAGGAAGGACCAAACGGAUCGGUAUAAGUUGGAACAUGGUUUGUGUACGGCACUUAUGCCACUUUACCGCGGUCGUUCACCUCGAGGUUCUCCUUCGAGCUCCAACUCGAAGGUGUUAGCGUCAUUCGCCUCGUACGGUUUCGUCGUUGUGCUAUCAUUUUAAUCGUAGACAUAGAAGGACAGGAGGUUCUUAAAUCCGCGAUAGCCGGCGUUCGAAACUCUCGAAUCUCGAGUCGAGGACAAAAAGCAUGUGGAAAGAAGAGACGAUUCGAUUUCGUUACCCAGUUUCUUGGCCGCGUUACGAAAUUCACGGCAGGGAAUAUUUUGACAAAUUUUGCAACAAGGUUUCGACGAUCGGGAUUUUGCAAUUACAUUGGCCCAUUCGGUGGCGGGCAUCGGUGGAGGGCGUUGAAACGACGAUGUGCGAAGGAAUGCGUGUAAUGCGGGCAAAUGCGAACCGAGAAAUCCGUACACAGUCAGCGAUCAAAGGAAGAUCCGCAUAACUUCGCGGCGCUCGUUCCCUGUCGUUUUCGUGACCGAGUAUAGCCAUCGUGCUACGACAUCGUUUGUGCGAGCCACAUAUCCACCGGUUUCGCGCUUCUUACGUAACGCAAGGGGAUCUAUUACGUUGGAAAGUAGAAUCGUUCGGUGUAUGCAGACCGAUGAAAAAAGAAAAGAGAAUUAGCGCGGCGACGAUGCCACUCGAGCGAUCGUGUCUUCGAAUGUUAUCGUCGGCGUUUCUUUCGGCGCGACGUUUCACUCUAAAAAGGAAGGAAAGAAAAGAACGGAAAAGAAAGACGGAAAGGAAUCGAGGUUGAUACGGAAUGCGCGCCAAUUCGGCUGUAAAUUGGGCACGCGGUGAACUGCCGCAGCCCCGCAGCUGGAAGGUGACAGAGAAGACGAAAGGCAAGGAGGAAAAGAUGUUGUUACGUGGUCUGCGUGUUCCAUGUUCCAUAUUCUGUGUUCCACGUCUCGUGUUCCGUGUUUCGUGUUCGAUUCGACAUGCUAGAACGAGCUUCGAAAAUUUCGGCUGCGAAAGAGGUCUCAGGUUAUCGACCCAUUGGCAGUGGUCAGUGAUGGUAACGGGCGAGCAAGCGAGCAAGCGAGCAAUCGAGCAAUCGAGCAACCGAGCACACGACCAACCGGACAACCAGUUCAUCCAUCCGAUGCACGGUUCGGUCCUUCACCCGGCAUUAUCCCGAGUGUUACGUACUCGCACGUAUAUUACACGUGCUCGCAAUAUGUACGACGUCCUUUUUUGCGAAUCGCAAUUAGUCAAGACACGAGCUGUGCGCAGUGACGAUCGAAUCUGUAUCCGACCGAUUAAAAAAAUAGAAAGUUUCCUAGGGUAAAUGGUCGUUGCCGUGUCAAAAGAAAACGGUGUUUACGAGAUUGCUAUGAAAUUUAUUCGACUGAGAAAAUCGACCAGAUUAAAGUAAACGAUUAAAAGGGUAAAAGCGUAAACAGGGUUACACGACGAUGUUCAUCGGACAAUACGUGGACGUAAAGGAAUUGGAGGGGUCGGUGGAAGAGUCGAAAAGGGGGCGAGGAAGCAGCCGUAGCAGUGACAUUCGACCGCCAAGAAUUAAAAUACGGCCGCGUGGCGAGACUCCACUAUGGUUUCUAACGGAUCGACCGAAGGUCCCACGGGGGGCUUCCACAGAAGAUUCGGGAGACGGUUCGAAGAAGGAAUAACGGACGGUCAAAAACCGCGUUCUCGUACCCAACCGGAGUCCGGGGCCCGUUAUUAGCCGUUAGAAAGGAAACCCGUUCGAAGGUGGAUUGUGCGGGCAAGGCGAGGAGAAAUCGUGGACACGACGAAAGAGGAAUCGAAUUGGAACGUCGAAACGCACGCGAUAGUCGAAGAAAAGUGGUAGCGGGGAUUAGAUGGGUCAGCGUGCGAAAUGGCUGUUCUACUCGACCGACGGUGGGCUCGUUCCGCUGCUAUAAUUCGAAUUUUUCUCAGAAUAUUCAUGCAUCUCCUAGUCGAGUAUCGGCUCGAUCGCUAGUACCUGCAAGCGGGAACGACUGCGUGAGUGCGAAUGGAUCGUGUGCGGUUCGUGUACGCGUUGUAGGUUCCUUGGAAGGCGGUAGGAGGUUGGAAUCGCGAGGUGACGAAGGAGGGAGUGGUAACACCUGGAAUGUACGUAAGGUAAACGGCAUCCGGGCAAUGCCCUCGCAUGUAAACAAUCAGAAAUCGCAAACUUGAUUACGCGAGCAAGUUGUUUCUCGCGUAUGCACACAUUCGAAGAAUCGAUCACGUUUACGUGCACGCAUGCUCACGAUCCGUAACAGUUAUACAUAUAGUAGUACGAGGACUUCGGUAUAUGGUAGCGUACUAGUUCUCCCCUUUUCACCUGUCUCCUUCUCCUAUCGAAAAGUCUACAGUUUAAUUCACCGAUAGCUAGGUGCUACAGUGUGACGAGAUCGGACACGUCGAAUUAGGAAUUACGAUGUUUAUCGAGCGAGAAGCAAUCGAUAAGAGAAAGGGGACAAGAAAGUUGAACCAGAACUGACGAAGCAUCGGUAGCUGAUAACGGUGGCAGAUGACGUGUGAGAUGAGAUUAUACUCUGGUUAAACUAUAACUCGGUCAAACUAUCAGUACGAUAUAGCGGCACAUCAUCUUCUUCCUCUCUUUUCCUUUAUACGACCAUGUUCUUCCGUUUUCUACCGAUACCGAGAGAAAACAGAGUCGUAUCGUUUCUUCCCACCUCUCCAAAUGUAAACUCUGUGAAGUUCGAAUUGUCUCAAAGAUCCAAAGUCAAAUUUGUCGUACGUCGGCGUGAUCGUUCGAUCGAGAGAAUCACGCGACUAAAAAUCGGAACAAAGUUACGAAACGAUACGUCUUACGUCGUCGAUAGGUUCGUCCGACGGAUCUUGGACGAGCAGAAAGAACGAGAAAGACGACUUUCCAAGAGAUACGUAAAAUUAUCGUAUAGAUGUACGUGCAGGAAGAAACGAAUAGUCAUACAAACAUACGAUGCAUGUUUAAAGCUUCUGAAGGUCGAAUAUUUAUCUCGAGACACGCGUAGCACUUGGACGUAUCAAUAUUCCGGCUAAGUCGAUCGUAAUUCUUUUUGGUUUCGGCGAAUCGGUAUCUGUUAUUGGCCUGCUGUAUUAAUCGGUGAAUCAUUUUCCUUUCGUCUCGCGAUGGGGGUUCGAUGUACGCGUCCGAUAAUAAUUGAACUCUUCUGCUUCUAUCGCUGUUGUCGCAUCGCGCGUGUCUUCUCCUGCUAAUUGUUAUCAAUCGAAAUUCAUACUCGCCUCUUUUUAUCUCCGUUCUUAUUCCCUUCCAUUCGAAAUUGUUCCAAAGAAAAUCCUACGCUAAUUAUACUCGAACAACGUUUAUCAUCUCGUUUCGAUGAUUCGAAUUUUACAGAGUGAAACGAACGAGCGCACUCGUAAUCGGAUCGUCGAGUGACAUCGCAUCGGUUUUCGCAACCAAUUUACACGACUUAUGCUUCUUCUUGGACAUACUUGGCAGAAAGCGAAGAAAAGUCGUGAAACCUGUUGCUAAUCGUGUUACUAUAUUGCGCAUGCAUUACUAUCGUAGAGAAGAUGUUGCCGUAAAGAAGACGAAAUUCGAACAAUGAAAAUAUCACAGGGUGGUAUCGAAACGAUCAAAGCUGUAACUCGUGACACACAUAGCGUAGAUAAUAGAUAAGUGACAAAGAUCGAUUCGACGAGCCAAGACGAUUUGAUCCAUUUUUUCUUACGUUUCUCCCGUUAUCGUUUUUACAUCGAGGAUGUUACGUCAAGUUACAUCUUGUUGCGAAGAAAGGCAAAAGUAUGGGAAAAUAAGCUAUCGUUGCUGUUUCCAAUGAAAUCGAGGCCUUGAACUUUACGAUUAACAGCGAUAAAUCGAUUAUUUUCGGUCGAAUCGAGCAAACGUGAAGCCGAGACGUAGAGUGACAACACUUGGUGGAGUACGUGUUGUUCAUGUUGCAGUAAAACGAGCGUGCGUUCUUCCCGGUUUCGAACGAACAUUACUACAGAGAACUCGUAUGUGUUCGAUGGCAAAAGGGAUAUUUCUGGUAUCGUCCCUGGUGAAAACCGGACAUGGCUAUCGAGAAAGAAUACGAACUGGGUCAAUGACCCAACCGCCGAAGAACCGCGAGACUGUUCAGCGGUGGCCAGGUCUGUGUCAGUAUACGUAGCUGUGUGAAAAAUGAGAUUCGUUUAAACGCUGAAGAAACAAUCUUGCUGCUUAAACGAUCGUUCGUCUUAUCGCUUGUUUCACGCUCGUUUCUCGUAACGUGCUUUCAUGUUCGCGAUUACGACCUUGUAUCUGCUGAAAAGGAAAAAUGCGCUCUAUCCUUUGAACGGAGAAAUAAUUCGCGGCUCGGUGGAAUCGGUUACGAUUCGAUUUACGAUCGAAUAAACUAGACUUUCAACAAAAAAAUAGGAAAAUCAAGAGAGAAGGAGACGUCUUCGAGCGUUAGAGCGCAAAGCGUAUUUCGCCUUGUUCGCGUAUCUAUUAUGCGACACUGUUCUAAUUUUCUCUUGUUUAUCCCUUUUCCAUUGUAUGUGUAAAACGCAUGUCGAAGAAGGAGAAAAGGAGGAGGAGAAUGAGAAGGAGGAAAAAGAAGAGGAGGAGGAGGAAAAGGAGGAGGAGGAGGAGGAGGAGAAGGGACGACAAAGCAAAGAUCGAAAGAAUAGCUGACCCGAAGCGGAUCCUUUGCGUGUAAAACGGAGAGGCACCGUUGGGUUUGGUGAUAGCGAUCCCCACCAUAGGUUGACGGUUUCGAAUCCCUGCAGGGGGCCCGAAUGCCCCCACUCUAUGGUGGCGGUAGAAGAGACCUCGUGGUCUUCGACCAACGAGACUGUGGUACAAGGAGUCCGCCCUUGCACCCUCGACGGAAGUUGGUCCACUACCCUGAAGGCAAAGCUCGUGUCGUACCCCCACCGAGUUUCGUGUCACCGUAACUCGUUCAACGGACCACCGUCUUACCUGACUCCUUCCGCUCCUUUACGUCCGUCUCUGCUCCUCUUUGUACCGUUGCCCCACCAUAUUCAGGGACUGCCGGGGGCAAUUGGGAGGCAUCCGGGGGGCCAUUUAAAGCCGCUGGGGGGCCGGUACUCGAUGAGUCACUAUAUAAGCGGGCAAGGACAAGAAGGUGUAUGUUAGUGUACACUCAAUCUUCCCGUGGCUCGCACGAUUCACGAAGUAGCGAGCGCCGGUGAAUUCGGCUGCGGCUGUGACCGACUUUUUUUUUCUUUCCCUUUAUUCUUUUUCUUUUCUCACUCUUAUUUCCUUUAUUCUUUUCUUUCUUCACUCUUAUUCCACUCCGAUGCGUUUUUCUUCUUUUACCUUCCACUAUUCCAUUAAAUAAUUGCUCAGCUCCUCCUCUCGCUCUCUUACUCGCUCUCUCUCACUCUCUCUCUCUCUCUCUCUGUCUGUCUGUCACUCGUUUCUCCCAUACUUCCAUUGACUCUCCCACCACGUUUCUUCCCCUAGUGCGUAAGAACAAGCGAGCGCGUUUAUCACCUGUGCGUGCACGUUUUUCCUACUCAUUGUCUCUGCUAGUUGAUACGAUUCGCGGUUUCUUUCUCUAUCCGUUGCAGCGGACACCGCGUCUCGCGAUAUUUCACUUUAUCUGAUUUUUCGGCGAGCCUUCUCGAUCGUUGCGUAAUCGUUACUAAAUCGGUAUCGACGAUUUUUCUUCCAUCGUUUUUGUUUUGCUUCAUUUUUUUUUUUUUUUUUUUUUUUAUAAAUCGCUCCAAUUAUCCUCUCUCGUACACGUGCGCACGCGCACACGCAUAAACGCAUACGCAUUACACAGAAGCGUGCGCGCGCGCACUCUCCUUCCCCCCUCUCCUCUCCUAUUCCCCUAUAUUCCCCUCCAGAUUAUGCCCCACCAGCCUAGUCAGAUUUGAUACUUAAAGCCGCGAAUUUCGGAAGCAUCGUUUCGAGUAGGAAAAUUGUGUUCGUGCCGAUACGAAACCAGCCAGAGGGAAGGUUGACCGGUGGUUUUUCGUCGAGACGUGCGAACGUGUCGUGACGAGAAGGGAUCGAAGAAGUUCUGACAGAAAGAAAGCGAGAAAGAGGGAAGGAAAGGAAGAAAGGGGCGUAGAAAGCGAAAGGAGACGAGAAAAGCGGAGACAGGGUUGAAAGGAAGAAAGAGGCGACGGAAGAAGGUGCUACGCGGAGAAAGGAGAGAGGGAAGAAAAGAAAAAGAAGCAGAAAGAGAAAGAAUAGGAAGUAACAGCGAAGGUUGUGUAUAAUAUUAGACGCCGAAAAGGUCGAGGUGAUAACGAAAAGAGAAAGUAAACGAGGGAAGGGUAGAAAUUCAAUUUACGAAGCCGAGGGAAAGUUAGAACGAUAAGAAGAGAAAAUAUACAGAGAGGAAGGAAGAAACGAGUAAAAGUGUAUCGGGAUUAAGGGUUUGAGAGAAAGAAGCUCCCUGUUUCGAAUUGGAAAAAACGAAGGGAAACUUCGUUCCCGAAAUAUUUGCAGAAACGAACGCAAAACGUAUUAUUAUAAAAGCGUAAUUGAAUAUAGCGCGAUGUUAGUGGAACACGCGACACAAUGGGCUUGGCAAGCAAUGGGUGGCACGAGAAUCGAGGUCCUUUACACGUUUCUCGUGUUCUUAGGUGUAUUAUUGGUAGUAAGGUGCAUGCAAUGGCUUAGGUAUGUGCGCUCUCUGCCUCCAGGGCCUUGGGGUGUACCCGUGUUUGGUUAUUUGCCAUUCUUGAAAGGCGACGUUCACCUCCGGUACGGAGAACUCGCAAAGAAGUAUGGUCCAAUGUUCAGUGCUCGACUAGGAACGCAACUGGUGGUUGUUAUUAGCGAUCAUCGUACGAUUCGCGACACGUUUCGUCGGGAAGAGUUUACUGGCAGACCGCAUACCGAGUUCAUCAACAUCCUCGGUGGAUAUGGUAUUAUCAACACCGAAGGUGCUAUGUGGAAAGACCAAAGAAAAUUUCUUCACGAUAAGCUCAGAGGCUUCGGCAUGACCUAUAUGGGCGGUGGGAAGAAAAUUAUGGAAUCGAGAAUCAUGCGCGAGGUUAAGACGUUCCUUCGUGGAUUGGUGAUAAAACGAGGAACACCGACAGACGUUUCAGCUUCCCUUGGAAUGUCGAUCAGCAACGUUAUAUGUUCCAUUAUAAUGGGAGUGCGUUUCCAACAUGGCGACAAAAGGUUCAAAAGAUUCAUGGACUUGAUCGAGGAAGGUUUCAAGCUGUUCGGCAGUAUGGCCGCUGUCAACUUUAUUCCUGUGAUGCGUUACUUGCCUUGCCUUCAAAAAGUUCGCAACAAGAUUGCGGAAAAUCGCGCGGAAAUGGCCGAUUUCUUUCAAGAGGCGGUCGACCAGCAUCGAGCAACGUUCGACGAAAGCACUUUACGAGACCUUGUCGACGCUUAUCUGCUCGAGAUCGAGAAAGCGAAGGGAGAAGGUCGCGCGACUACGCUCUUUCAAGGGAAAAAUCAUGAUCGCCAGAUGCAACAAAUACUCGGUGAUCUGUUCUCUGCUGGCAUGGAAACGGUGAAGACCACGCUCGAAUGGGCAAUAAUCUUGAUGCUACAUCAUCCGGAUGCGGCGACUGCCGUACAGGAAGAAUUGGACCAAGUGGUAGGAAAAUCGAGGAUGCCUGCUUUGGAGGAUCUACCUUUUCUUCCGAUAACCGAAGCGACGAUACUCGAGGUUCUUAGGCGGUCGAGUAUAGUCCCUUUGGGAACAACACACGCAACGACGAGAGAUGUGACGUUGCACGGUUACACGAUACCAGCUGGAUCCCAAGUGGUACCGUUGCUGCAUGCCGUGCAUAUGGAUCCAGAACUUUGGGAGGAGCCCGAGGAGUUUCGACCGAGUCGGUUUCUCUCGGCCGAAGGUAAAGUCCAGAAACCGGAAUACUUUAUGCCUUUCGGUGUCGGCAGACGUAUGUGCCUGGGCGAUGUGUUGGCACGCAUGGAGUUAUUCUUGUUCUUUAGUUCGUUGAUGCACACGUUCGAGUUGCGAUCGCCGCAGGGCUCGUCCUUGCCGAGUUUGCGCGGCAACGCCGGUGUCACCGUCACGCCUGACCCCUUUGACGUUUGUUUGGUACCAAGAAAUUUGGAUCUCAUCGAAGAUACGAGCAACGAUGUGAUCCCCUCCGGCGCUAUUCUGCGUAAUAUCGGCAGUCACUGAGUUUCCUGCUUUUUCGAACGCUCCAUAACGAUCAACGGAGCACGGUAAUCGUUCCUAACGAGACCGAUCCGACCUGGACCGACUUGGCCCGACACGAUCCAACCUGAUCCAAUUCGAUCUAAUACGAUUCAAUCCGAUCCAUCGUACAUUCGUCCAUCCUUAAUCAGCCCUACAAGAUUUCACAUCAUCGUCGAAAGGUUCGUUCGAACGCGUUCCAUUAUCCCUCCUUUUAUUCUUCUCUCCAUCUACCUAUCGCAUAAAUGUCGUUUCACUCUCGAUUUCUAUUAUUUAAUUUCCUUGCGUGUACUAGCCAACAUUUAUACAUAUUUAGGGUAACAUUUCGCUCUUUAUUUAUUCGCAUUUAGUCAUUAGCGUUAUUUGAUAAAUGUAUGUCGGUAUAGAACGUGUGUAUACGGUUGAAUGAUAUGAGAAGUUUGCGUGUACAUGUUCAAAUUCGUUGCACACAAUAUAUACAAAAACGAUUUCGAUAACAAUUCCGUCAACGAUGAUCCGUCACGUUCUAGAGAUCGUUGUGUUGGCGCAGUCUCGGACGUAAAAAGAGACAAAAGACUUUUAGAUAGUAAUGAUAAUAAGAGGAAUCAAUUAUUAGUAACGGUAUUAGAAAUAAGUAGUGGUAGUGGUAGCGGUAGUAAUAGAAAUAGACAAAAGUAGUAACGGCAACGAUAGUACAGGCGGUAGUAUUGGUAAAAUAAUAAUUGAUAACGACAAUAUCGAUGAUAGCGAUAGUGGUAAAUGCUAGAUUAAGAAUUUCCAGUUAAUAAAAAAA